UUUAGGCCCCUACAGUGCUAGACUGCUCACACCGGGAGGGAGAUCCUGGUUCAGGCGGCCAUGUUGUGGCACUCUCAUGCACAUAGGGAGCCAUGUGACUUUCUAUAAAGCUAUAGAAAGUAGAAUGCAACCAUUUUUGGCCACAGUUGAUGCUAUUUUUGUUUUAUUUAUUUAAUCUGAAAUAUAAAUGUGAAUAUUUGGAUUCAACUUGGUAUUCAGCAAACCUUUUGUAGAGGAUUUUGUAUCAUGCUGAAUCCAACACUAUAAAUUCUUUGCAUAUUUGUAUAUUUCUUUUAGAAAAGAAUUGGCUCCCAAGGCCCAAGACAGAAAUAUAAAAGGAGUCAUUUACAUCCUCAGUGUACAAAAUGCACAUUUCAGACCCAACUGUUGUGUUUAUUACCCACAAUGCCUCAUUUUCCCCAUAAUUCCAGCACCACUGCGUCCAAAAAAUGCAGGGCCUGUAGCAAUUACAGUCAACUAAAUCUGCACACUUGCCACCCAAACUGUGUCAUCCUUUGGCGAUUACCUUCAAAACGAUGUUUGCCCAAUUCUUUUAAGUGCAAGUUCACUAUGGCAACUGACCAAGUGGCAACCAUGGGACUACCCCCAACUUCAAGGUGGUGGUAGCUCCAGGGUUCCCCUGGAAUUCACUAUGCUCAAUUAGUAACAGAUAGAAGGAUGGGCAGUUGUGCAACUGACUGUGAUAACUUUUUUGUUCUUGUGCAAUUUAGUUAACGACCCCUUAAAUUUUUCCCCAAGAAAAUGCCCCUAAAAAAUUGCAUAAAAAACUGCUAAUUACUCUAAUAAUUAAAAAGUAACUGAAUAAAGAUUAAAAUUUAAGUUGUACACUCAUAGUACCCGUACUAACCACAAACAGCUCUGGGCUUUGCUGUAAGCGGCAACACACUAAAUAAGCAAAUAGCCGAAAAUCACAUUUCUACCUUGUGCUUCUUGGGUAUACAAAGGAUUAUAUAAAAGCACCUUGUGCUCCUUUAGAAUUUAGAGAAAUAUCUGCACAAGCGAAAUCUCCACCGAGAUGGCUGUAGAAAUAUUUCAAGACAAGGAAUUCUCUGAAACUUACCAAGCUGGCAUGAUAACAGAAUCUUCAAAAGUUUUGAAUGUGGUUAUGUCGUAUUUGGAAGAAAAGAAAGGGAAGCCAUUUGAGCUGGCAGUUGAUGUUGGCUGUGGAACAGGGAGGUCCACACAGGCUCUGGCUCCACAUUUUCAGAAAGUGAUUGGAAUAGAUAUAAGUGACUCUCAAUUAUGUGUGGCCAGAAGAUUUAAUUCACAUGAAAACAUCUCUUACCAGAUUGCCCAAGCCGAAGAACUCCCUCUGGAAGAUGCUUCAGUGGAUCUGAUUAAUGCGGGCCUUGCUGCCCAUUGGUUCAAUCCAGAGAAAUUUGUACAGGAAGCAGCUCGAGUUCUUAAAAAUGGAGGCUGUUUGGCCUUAAAUUCUUUCGCAUUGGUAUUUGAGAUUCAGUAUAAGGACAAGUCAAAGGAACUAACUGCUGUCUUUAACGAGGCUUGUGAAACUCUUUGGGAAAUUGAUAAGAAAGUUGCUGAUAAAAUAAAGGCUAUGUAUCCGGAAUUAUUCAGAGCCUUACCAUUUACAGAUAAGCAGAGGAUCAGGGACAUCCAUGAUGUAUUUCCAUUAACAGUCUCCAAAAUACUGAGUUUCUUUAAGUCAAUGUAUGUGUACAGGGACUUCCUACAGCAAGACAAAGAUAAGGCCACAGCAUUUCUACAAGACUUAGAAAAAAAGUUUUUUGACAUUUUGGGUGAAUCCGCUUCUAAUGUUCUUCUAGAAUUUCAUGCAUAUUAUUUCUGCCUUCUUGCCUCCAAGCCUUGAACUGCCUCGAACUGUCAAACCAGCAACAUUGAAAGACUUAUUAUUAGCAAUAUUUACAGCCUCUCCACUAUGUAUCAGAACUGUGUCCACUUCAGUUCUCUUUGUUGAAAACUAAACAUAAAAACCUCUGACUCUAAGCAAUAUACCAGAUAAAGGUAUCAGAUCAUUAACUGGAUUAGUAUCCUUGGUUUUAUCUAAUAUUCUUGGGGUAAUGGCAGUAAGAUUUGAAAAGUAAAGGGAGCCAGUUUGCUGUGAUUAAGCCAGAUUGCCCUGAGCAAUAGGUUUUACUUGCAGCAAUUGCAGUGUUAGCCCGCAGUUUGUCCCUCACAUGUGCCCCAUAAAUCUUAAAAUGUGCCAUGACCCUUAAAGGCAUUUCUACUUUUUAUUUUUUCCGUUCUUUUGGCUGUUUUGUUAAAAUAAGCAAAAAUAAACAUUUAAAUAAAAAAAAAUUUAACCAAAGUUCAUCCAUUCAUCAAACAUUUAACAAAAAAUUUUUUAACCAAAGUUCAUCCAACAACUGAUACAUUUGAGAAUACUGUAAAUGAAAAGAAUGCAAAAUCACUGGGUAGCAAGUAGUAGACAAGAUUUAGUGCAGAUAAAAUUGAGAUUAUGAACCAUAGCUGCAGUAACAAGUACACUACAUACUGAGUAAAUGGAUAAAUGUAGACAAUGGAAAAUAAUGUAGAAACAGCUCAUAGAUUAACUGCCACUACUAGAAAAGAAGUCCUAAAGGGUAGCUCUAGAUAAUGUCUGGCAGUUGCUGCUGAAUAAAAUAAUGGAACCACAUUACCUACCAGCAUUCAUAGCCUGAGAAGCAGAGCAAGGGCAGUGAGCGUUGGAGCCCAAGGCAAGGUUGUCAUUCGCCAAGUGAAGGCCCAGUGAAUAUGGUACACCAGAGGAAUGUUUUUUAAAGCAUGAAUGCAAUUGUAGACUUACUUUUUCGUAUUGAUGUAGAAAAGCCAGCAUAAAAAAAACCUGCAAACCUCUAAAA
Messenger RNA from Xenopus tropicalis (tropical clawed frog), 2840 nucleotides. RefSeq names its product putative methyltransferase DDB_G0268948. Gene Ontology annotation, molecular function: S-adenosylmethionine-dependent methyltransferase activity. The transcript has 7 exons. NCBI's taxonomy places the organism in Eukaryota, Metazoa, Chordata, Amphibia, Anura, Pipidae. The record is from RefSeq and is a predicted model, not a curated record. Bases 1037 to 1849 code for a protein of 270 amino acids.